Messenger RNA from Racocetra persica, 194 nucleotides. NCBI's taxonomy places the organism in Eukaryota, Fungi, Glomeromycota, Glomeromycetes, Diversisporales, Gigasporaceae. The record is from the annotation of a GenBank genome assembly.
GAUUAGAAAUCACUAGGGAUUGGAACCACGAAAAAUUAUGCAGAAAAUUAAUCGGGCCACUCAACUAUAAGUUACAUGAUUACAUUAAUUUUGGAACAUCUGACAUCAGUUCUAAAAUUGCUUAUAUUCUAUACGCGAGUACACAUUCAAAAAAACAUGGAUAUUUAAAUUUGAAGCCAGAUGAUAUAUGCGAU